AUGUUUCUGGUAGUCUCCGCCCUCACAAACAUGUUUCACGUGAGAGGCUAUGGCUAUAUCGAGUAUUAUACGUCUUUUGUGAAGUGCGUUGCAGUUGUCUUGAUGAUAUUCUUCAUGUUCAUCAUGAUAUCAGGAGGAAUACCAGCAACAAACGGUCCAAUCGAGCGGCGUUUAGCUUCGGCGGUGUGCGACUCGUUUUCUGGAGAAUGUUUACCUUCUUUGUGGUUAAUUAUCUGGCUUGUCGGAAUGUGUGUGCCAUCCAAUGACACUAAUCUUGUUAAUGCCAGCGGGACCAUGGGAAGCCCCUUUAUCAUUGCAAUCAAGCGGGCGGAUGUUUAUGGUCUAGCAAAUUCCAUCAACGGGUUCACCUUCCUUAGUGUUAUUAGCUGUGGCAUUACCAGUGUCUAUAUCGCAAGUCGAAGCUUGACAGCACUCUCUGACCUGCAAAUGAUCCAUUCCUUCUUCGGAAGAAAGGACCUGCAGGGUCGGCCCUAUGUAUCCCUAAUAAUCAGUUUGGGACUUGUUGGUGGGCUGGGCUAUCUUAACUGCAACAGUGUAGGCAGUUUGGUGGCAAUAGCAACCCUCUUCCAAUGGGGUUCGAUUUAUAUUGCUCAUCUUCGCUUCCGGCAAGGCCUUCGUGCCCAAGGCAAGGAUCUAAGCACCCUCCCAUUCAAAGGUCUUCUCACCCCAUGGUCGCAAUACUUCGGUCUCAUCAUUGUGCUGCUUGUCUUUGGUUGUGAAUUCUACCUAGCUUGCUGGCCGUUUGGAGAAAAGGGUUCAGUGAAGAGCUUCUUCUCUGCUUAUCUCGCUGCUCCUUUGUUCUUCUUUGAUUAUUUUGUAUACAAGCAGUGGUAUUUCAAAACAAAGAUAGUCAAGCCAGUCGACAUGGACUUCGGCCCUGCUAGAGCCUUUGAUGAGCAAGAUCUUAUCAAUGCUAUUGCAGCGGAAGAUGCGGAGCGGGAUCCAGAGAAGAACAAGCGCCAAACCUGGACGAAACGUGUUCUGUACAUAGUAAUAGGAUGA
This is a messenger RNA of Penicillium hordei, 1023 nucleotides long. RefSeq lists its product as uncharacterized. Gene Ontology annotation, molecular function: amino acid transmembrane transporter activity. Gene Ontology annotation, biological process: amino acid transmembrane transport. Gene Ontology annotation, cellular component: membrane. The coding region runs from base 1 to 1023 and encodes 340 amino acids. Lineage: Eukaryota; Fungi; Ascomycota; Eurotiomycetes; Eurotiales; Aspergillaceae. The transcript is spliced from 5 exons. The record is from RefSeq and is a predicted model, not a curated record.